Fusarium falciforme is the source of this 2268-nucleotide messenger RNA. RefSeq lists its product as hypothetical. Lineage: Eukaryota; Fungi; Ascomycota; Sordariomycetes; Hypocreales; Nectriaceae. Bases 1 to 2268 code for a protein of 755 amino acids. The record is from RefSeq and is a predicted model, not a curated record. The transcript has 3 exons.
AUGUCCUUGAGCGAGGACCCCGUGAACCGCUACUCUCUGAUAUAUCCUGAAUCGUCCGGUGAGGCACUCAACGCUACGACCGUUUCGAUCCCGAGGCCAUCUUUGACAUCUGUGCUGGAGUCCUCCAAGGACCAGGGCAGCGACCAGAACCAGGCCAAGCACUCAAUGGGGGCUGGUGCAGUAGCUGGCAUUUGUCUUGCCGCUGUUGUUGCUGUUCUCCUCCUCGGCGCCUUUUGGAGAUACUGGCACGCAAAGAGGCGUAGACGGACUAUCUCUAGCUCACGGCAGUCAUCUCAACUGACCUACGCGCCGGUUCUUGACGACUCGUCUGCGCAAGAUACUGAGGAGAGGCCCAAGCAUGAAGUGGAAGUCAAUCCCAUCGCCGAAGUACAUACCGAGCGACGCCUGCUCCCUGGAAGGCUGCAUCCUCUCGGCGUUACUUGGCUUCUAGGCUGGGCCUGGGACAUCAUUCUGACCUUUGUACCUACCUGCUUCAUUGCUCUCGCUCUUGUUUCCGUCCAUUUAGACGAACAGCCAUUAUCCGACUUUGGAGAAAGGGUCGUCGAAUUGACUCGCCUGAGCCCUACAAUAUACCCAAUACUGUUCGCUGCUGUUUCUAGCCGUUUCUACAAGGCCCUUUCCCGGUGGUGCCUGGAGAGGCCGAAUGGCAUUGGGCUGACAACGUUGGAGCAGAUAUUUGGGAGCCAGAGCUUUGCUGCGGCCGUGGAGAGAGUCUUUUUCGUCCGGACCCAGGUUAUCAUUGGCUCAGGGAUUUUAUUGAUCUGGGCAAUGUCUCCUCUCGGAGGACAAAGCGCUUCCAGACUACUCGCUCCUGGGAAUAGCACGACCACAUCAACCAUCGUUGUCUAUUUCUCCGACCCCGGCUCCCAAUUCUUUUCGUUUCCUGAUUUGCUCUCGUUCAGAGGCAAAAGGCGCAGCAUCACAGCCCUGUACUCGUCAACCUUGAUGUCCUCUCAGCAGCAGAAGGGGUCAACAAGAGAUCUCUGGGAGCUGCCAAAGAUCCCACAGUGGUCUCCUGAGAGGAAGAUUGAUGAGUGGUAUGAUGUGGAAGAUGAUGCCUUUACUCGUGGCGGUAGCCAUUAUGCGUCCCUAUUGGGGAUCAAGAUCCAAGGCCUUGACUCCUCAAGCGCCGAUCAGCAAUACGAUUUCACUGUCAAUUCGUCCUACAUGGACUUGAAAUGCGUCUACGCCGGAAGACGAGACAGUGAAGACAGGAUUAGUGAACCUUUCUCGAUUGAAACGAAGACUCCCUGGGGGAAUACCCUCGCUCCAGAGGCAUGGGCGAGAUGGAAGAGUCGUGACGAUCUUCCACCCCUCCAGACCUAUACUAGCGUUGGCGAGGAACCUGCAGAUGGAGGAGAGACCUCUUCGUUUUACCCCAUGGUAAACUGCACUAUGCAGACCAUCACCGUUGAAACAGGCAUACGCUGCGGCCCGCGACCACUGGCAACAAGCUGCUCCGCACGGCGUCAACGUCGCGUAAAGGGUAACCAUGACCCGAACAGGCCCCCAGAACCUAUCCUGAGCAACGCUUUACUUCUAAAUGGGGUCAUGGACUUCUGGCCCCAGGCGGUCGGGGGAGAGGAAACGGACGAGGCUCUAGCAUCGCCAACGGAGAAUUAUAUCAUGGGGGAUCCGCAUCCCUUCGCGGGCCAGCCAUACCGAGAGUGGACGCCAGAAGAUCUCUCUAUCUUCCCUGACGUAUUCUCUCGGCGCUUCACGACAGCCUUUAACACAUAUUGGGAUGCCGCUUUGAACCCCUCUAGCCACACCAAUGUCAUGUUUACAUCGAUCCCGGCCUUUAAUAUUCUCAGUUUGGGUGAAGGCGGAAACAACGUCCAACCUUUCAUGAAUUCCACCAGCGGCACAAGAACUGCAGUUCAUCCUGUCUACAAGGCAAACCGGCUCUGGGUUGCUAUCUUGCUUGCCACAACGACACUCCUGCAACUCUUGGCCCUUCUGGGACUCGUCUUACAGUUCUUCAUCCAUGGGCCAGAUGUGCUAGGAUUUGCAAGCUCUUUAACACGAGAUAACCCAUACGUGCCUCUAGCUCCCGGUGGGUCAAGUCUUGAUGGCCCAGACAGAGCAAGGAAGCUGCGAGAUCUGCGACUCCAACUCACGGAUGUGCGGCCUGAGAGCGAAACGGGAUAUAUCGCGGUACGAGCGGUGCCGUCAGCUCAGGAUGAGAACGAGCAAGAAUCCAAGAUGGAGUGGAGGCCACUUGACCGGAAGAAGCUGUAUGCUUGA